ACGUGUAACAGGUGUUCUGGAUCUGAAAUUCUAAGGCUGGCAUGCUUCUUAUUCCUCCUCCAUUACCUCUAGGCUCCAAGAAAUGGACGGUCUUUCUUGUGCCUUGUAGCAUCAGCAGUGUGGUCGAUUUCUGCUCAAAUAGACACAUAUGCUUCAAUCUGUGCAGGAACACCUGAUGCUUCGAUUUAUAGUGCACACGUCAGAACUUUGUGAGAUCUCUACUGCUUAUCGAUCUUGUGAAGUGCCCAAUCUGCUGAAAUUCCAUGUACUCUUGCGAUUCUGAAGCAAUCUAACGCGGCGCUUUCGCCCAACUUCAUUCGGCUCCAGAAGAAUUGCAAGGUGAUUCGAAUGGAGAACCACUAGUGAUGCUUACUCUAGAUUAGAUUUCGACGCAAGUUGCGGCUGGAUGUGAAGCAUCACCUUAAGAGUCAUCUCAAGCGUCGCCGGCGGAUUGUAUACUGUCGCUACUCGAAGCGGAUCUUAUUCGAAGUUUCUGAUGGGGUUCUGUCGUGACUGUCCAUUGGUGACUUCUAUUAGCUAAUGUGUGAGAAAGGAUCGAAUGAGUGUAAAUGGAGGAGGUGGCUGAGACCCUGUUCUUCUCUGGUGCUUUGAGGGAGAGACCUACAUCCGACUGCUGGUGACAUUAGCCACUUGAAAUUGUAGAUAAUGGUCACUGGGUACAACUUGGAUCGAGUCAUGAUAUACUCAAGAAACCGGGGCAAGUGCACCAAGUUGCACGCGCACUUGGGACCCGGAGUCGAUGGAUGCCAGCUUUUCGACGGAGAGAAUUCGAGCAGCAUGCUCUGCGGCGCAUGCGGCUGUCACAUGAGCUUUCAUGUGAAGCUCAAUCUCGGUGGAUCAAGCCAUGAUUUAGAGAAUCAUGAGCUGUUAGAUUUGGAGCCAGGUUUGAAAAGAUGCAAGAUGAGCUUGGAUGCCUCCCCUGCAGAGUCUGUGGGAGACAACAUAGACUCCAAUCCAGACUUGGAGGUCAAUAGUGGACCGUGUCCAGAAGAUUUGCUAAGAGUCUUUAGGUCAAGGAAAUCGGAAGGGCAGCCACCAGUGUUUUUGCAGCCAGUGUUAAUCAAGCCUGGAAGAGACGAGAUUAGAGUCAACAGUAGCGCUCCAUUGUACACAGAGACGUCCCUCUACACCAAAUUGUGUUCAAAACUGAAGCUCAUACAGGCGGGGCAUCCAGAAGACAUUCAUGGCAAAUUCUCCAUAGUGCACGACGAUGUCAAUGGUUAUAGGGUUUACUGUGGAGGCUGCAAUAGACAUUAUGGAAUCCCUAAGCCUGGAUACAGUCUGGGGAAUUUUGAAAGAGGCCAUUUAGCAAGCAAGAGGCAUAAGGACGUGGGUGCUGCAGAUGGGAGAAUGAAGGUGCAGAAGGUGAGGGAUUUUUUUGCAGCCGGGUGAGCAAAGAUCAUCGACAUCGAUACUAAGACAAAUGUACAUUGAUACUAAGAUAUGGUAGUGUGUUAACUGCUCCGUUGUAACCGAGCCUAUUCACCGUGGGACACACGUUAGAGUUUCCAAAUGUGGGUCUGCAGCAUUUGCAGAGUCAUCUCAUGACGUAGGAUUUGAGAUGACUUCGACACAUUCUGGGGGCUCUUGAAGACGUGUUUUACACUUCGGAGCCGUCGAGCCAUUCUGCUCGAUGCCCUCUCUCAAGUGAUGUAAGCAGAUCCUUAUUUCGGAAUUGUAUGAUAAUAAGCUAAGCAUUAGGCAACCCUUUGAUUGAUAGCCAUCCCAUGGGAUAAUUAUACUCGGAAGGUGGGUGCUGUAGUACUCUUCUAUUCCCCAUCCAACGAAAUUCAUCAAAGAAAAUUCUUAGUAAAUGCAUUCGACAUCUAUUUUAUGAAAGCAUCUAUCACUCGCGAUGUGAUUCUCCUGUGAGAGAGGCCUUUCAGGAACUCUGUCUCAAGUCUCAAUCAACAAGGGAGACAAAUGUACUCGCAGCAGUGGAGUGAAGAAAUCUUUUGAAUUUUCUUGUCAA
Messenger RNA from Physcomitrium patens, 1993 nucleotides. RefSeq lists its product as uncharacterized. NCBI's taxonomy places the organism in Eukaryota, Viridiplantae, Streptophyta, Bryopsida, Funariales, Funariaceae. The record is from RefSeq and is a predicted model, not a curated record.